UGAACAUGGGGACCGUACAGACGGGACUUUAGACUUACAGAGACAGGGCUCCGGUCAUUAUCUCUCUGCCUCGCUCUCGAAUCGCGGUAGGUGUGACUUACUCCCCGCCAAGCCCCGUGCUUUCCCGACCAGUCCCUCUCGCGAGAUUGUUGACGAAAGUGAGACGUCCGCGCUGCACGUGUUAUUUCGCGUGAAAAGGAGGCAGUGCGUGCCAUUGCAACUUAUUCACUUCACACUCAAGCAAAAGAGGAGCGGUGUGAUGCUGAAGGUUUUGGUCGUCUUGGUGACCUGCCUCGUCGCCUCCACCGCCGCCCUGAAGCACUCGUGGCAGACUCCAGGCUGUCACAAAGUCGGCCACACCCGCCGGAUCAGCAUUCCCGAGUGCGUGGAGUUCGACAUCACCACCAACGCGUGCCGAGGGUUUUGUGAGUCGUGGUCGGUGCCCUCGGCCUGGCAGACGCUCCUCUAUAACCCCCACCAGAUCGUAACAUCUAUAGGCCAGUGCUGCAACAUCAUGGACACCGAAGAUGUGAAGGUGAAGGUCAUGUGCAUCGAGGGGCCGAGGGAGCUGGUCUUCAAAUCAGCCAGAACAUGCGCUUGUUUCCAUUGCAAGAAGUACUAGACCUUCAGCUCGCGACGUGGGAGGAGGAGGUGAUGGGGACGAAGAGGAAGAAGAAGAGAGAGGGAAAGACGCUGAGGACGUGGUGUUGGAAAUGACGGAGAAGACGGCGCUUCGUGUUGGAGGUGCCACGAGGAGGCAACGAACACUUCACACACAUUUUCAAUCUCUCGAGAUCGUACAUCGUGGUGUCCUGUUGUAUGUCGCUGGCUUUACUAUACCAACCCCAAAAUCUGUUGAUCCAAUUCAGAGCUGUUCAAAUGGAUAUCCAAUAAUUAUAUCACCAGAAUCAUAAAAAGAGUAUCUAUAUCACGAGGACUGUCAAGAUGGGGCCUCAGUGCUGGGCGGAUGAAUGCGAUGCCGGCCGCUCGCGCAUCAGGUCCUCGCGGAGACGGCGCUCCAACCACGACAGAUAUAUUUGGGCCCCGAUAUAUCCACCCCUGUGCGCUCCCCCUUUGCUGUGCUGCGUUUUCUCUUUCUAUUUUCCUUUCUUGUGAAAGGCCUCUGACAAUCACAAAAAACAAAUUGAACUGUAUGUAAAAAAUGCUCUCUCUCUCUCUCUCUCU
Molecule: messenger RNA, 1185 nt
Organism: Penaeus monodon (black tiger shrimp)
Lineage: Eukaryota; Metazoa; Arthropoda; Malacostraca; Decapoda; Penaeidae
Gene: Gpa2
Product: thyrostimulin alpha-2 subunit-like
Exons: 4
Coding region: 260-622 (120 amino acids)
Biological process (GO): cell surface receptor signaling pathway
Molecular function (GO): hormone receptor binding
Source: RefSeq, a predicted model, not a curated record